Molecule: messenger RNA, 1062 nt
Organism: Brassicogethes aeneus
Lineage: Eukaryota; Metazoa; Arthropoda; Insecta; Coleoptera; Nitidulidae
Source: the annotation of a GenBank genome assembly
GCAGGGGAAGAAAGGUUUGCCGUAGAUUAGGGAACACUUUUAUUGAGCUCAUCUUACCCAGAAUACAACGCAACACUACAACAAAUCAAUAAACGUAUUCGUAGAAGGGACGCCAAUAAAAACAUUUAAUCCGUGCAUUAAAACCGGAGCCACAGCGGAAGUCUAUUGUGAGCUAACAAAGUUGGUUAACACUAUGUUUGUUGCGCAUUUAGGCCUGGUUAUAGGCGACCGGAUAUGAAGUGAGGCGGUUCCGACCGGAUAUCCGAAAAUAAAAAGAAUGCACCCUUCUGGUUUCACCUGAACGAAGCUAACCCCCUAUGUUUAAAAGCUUUAAAUAGUUCUUACAGGAACAUGCCGCGCAAAUACAUUCGAAAGUGUCCUGAGCGGAUCCCAGUUACUGAAGAACAAAUUGCUACCGCCAAAGUGCUUAUAGCAAAAGGGAUGAGUAAACGAGGUGCAGCGAAUAAGAUUGGCAUUUGCGAAUCGACCCUUAGAAAAAGGCUUAAACUUAACACUAUUUCUUGUACCAUGGGUCGAUCUAAACCAACUUUUGAGCAAGAGGAGUUUCUUGAAGUUGAAGAAGGAACUUCAAAUAGUGUGGUUACGAAUCGGUCUGCAGAAUCAUAUGGACUUUCCAGAGAAGUUACUUCAGAUGACUUAAGAGAUAUCGAUGAUCGUUUUGUGAACGGAUCUCCCGUUGAAGACGAUGCAAACUCAGAAGCCGAGGAUUCUAUAUCAGAAAAUAAGGAAGAAUAUCCCUCCGUCAUAGCUGAAAUUACCAAACAUAAAAAACGAAAAAUAGAAAACCCUCAAACAAUACCAAUAACUUCAAGAAAAUACUACCACACUACAAAAGAUGGGUGUUCCACUUAUGGAGAACACGUUGGAAACGAAAUUAGAACACUACCAUCAAAAUCUCAAAUCAUUGUAAAACACCUAAUAAAUAAUAUUUUAUUUGAUGCUGCGAUGGGCGUAUAUGAAAAAAGUAAUUAGUAUGGAGAACCAUGUUUAGAUAACGCUGCUAUAUCAAAUUACUGCAUUUCAACAACUGCAGAAUCUUCA